AUGACUGAAAUUCUUAACAUCGGAGGCGAGCCGGUCUUUGACGAUCGCAUCGUCAAGAUCGAGACUCACACGUACAACCCGUACGCCAACACAACGUUCGAGUAUAGCGACGAGAUACGAAUACCUAUACAACAGCAGGAUCUGUAUACGUUGCCGUGCGAAAGUUUUCUCUACGUCGAAGGAACAUUGACGGUGACCAGAGCAGCCGGCCAAGCCGAUAACGUGGUAUUGGGGAAUAAUUGCGUCACGUUCAUGUUCGAUGAAAUUCGAUACGAGCUCGACGGUGUGGAGAUUGAUCACUGCAGAAACGUAGGAAUAACCAGCACGCUCAAGAACUACGUUACGGUAUCGUCCGACAGAAGCGUGAUCCUGCGAAACGCAGGCUGGGAACCGCAUAAUAACGCGAACGGAUACUUCAAUUUCUGCGUACCGCUCAACCUGUUACUGGGAUUUUGCGAGGAUUACAAACGCGUGGUGAUCAACGCUCGUCACGAUUUAAUCUUGAUACGAUCGCGCACCGACAACAAUUGUCUGUUGGGAAGUCUCGCGUUCGAGCCUACUGUCAAACUACUCAAGAUACAGUGGCGAAUGCCUCACGUGGUAUUGAGCGAGGUCAACAAGCUGUCGAUGCUGCGCGCCUUGAAAAACGAACGAUAUCUAAGUAUGGGUUUCCGUUCGUGGGAUCUGUACGAGUAUCCCCUGUUGCAGAACACGACCAAGCACUCGUGGGCCAUUAAGACCGCGACUCAGCUCGAGAAACCGCGAUACGUCGUCUUCGCUCUGCAAACGGGUCGGAAGAACGUCAUGUCCGCGGACACGAGCCGAUUCGACGACUGCAAACUGACCAACGUGAAACUCUACCUAAACUCGGAAGUCUAUCCGUACGACGAUUUGAAUUUGGACUUUGGUAAACACAGAUGGGCGAUUCUGUACGAUAU
Temnothorax curvispinosus is the source of this 938-nucleotide messenger RNA. RefSeq lists its product as uncharacterized. The record is from RefSeq and is a predicted model, not a curated record. The transcript has a single exon. NCBI's taxonomy places the organism in Eukaryota, Metazoa, Arthropoda, Insecta, Hymenoptera, Formicidae. The annotation marks the transcript as partial.